GGAAGGCGAUCGGUGUCAGCGGGGAUGGAGGAGAUGGCGGAGCCGGGCGGGGGCCCUACCGGUGCUGGGGCGGCAGCGAUGGCGGAGGGCGACAGCGCCGCCGGAGGGGAGGCCGCCGCCGCCGCGACUUCACCGCCGUGCUCCCCUCCGGCGGCCGAGGGCGGCGGGGCCAAGCCGUUGAGCGCGGCGGAGUACGCGCAGCGGGUGCACCAGUGGCUGUGGGACUCGUACUGCGGGUACCUCAGCUGGCAGGGCUGCCUGCCCGCCCUCCUCGCCGCCUCCGCCGCCGCCUCCGCCGGCACCCCUCGCGUCGCCGCGCCGCCCCCCCCACCUCCUUCCCCACCGCCGGGAGCGGCCGCCGCCGCAGCAGCCGCCGCCGCCUACUACAGCCCCUUCUACCUCUUCGCUCCGGCGCCGGCCCACACGGCCGCCUCCGGGCCGGGGCCUCGCACCGCAUCCGCCGCCGCCGCCGCCUCCUCCCCGACUUGGCCGGGAGCGUCGGGCAGGUUGGCCCCCCUUCCCAGGGCGGCCUCCAGCAGCGCCGCCGCCACCAGCGGCGCCCCCAGGGAGACGGGGCGGCCGGCAGGUCGGGAGUUCAUUAUCCCUUCGCUGGCACACAGGUUCAUAGCAGAGAUGGUGGAUUUUUUUAUUCUGUUCUUUAUAAAGGCAACCAUUGUUUUAAGUAUUAUGCACCUCAGUGGAAUAAAGGACAUCUCUAAAUUCGCCAUGCAUUACAUAAUAGAAGAGAUAGACGAAGAUACAUCCAUGGAAGAUUUGCAGAAAAUGAUGAUAGUAGCUCUCAUCUACAGGUUAUUAGUCUGCUUCUACGAGAUAAUCUGUAUUUGGGGAGCAGGGGGAGCCACCCCAGGGAAAUUCUUGCUUGGCCUGCGAGUCGUGACGUGUGACACAUCCGUACUUAUUGCACCCAGCCGAGUGUUGGUCAUUCCCUCCUCCAAUGUCAGUAUGACAACGUCCACAAUACGAGCCUUGAUCAAGAAUUUUUCUAUUGCUUCAUUUUUUCCUGCGUUUAUUACACUGCUGUUUUUCCAGCAUAACAGAACAGCCUACGAUAUUGUAGCGGGGACUAUUGUGGUAAGAAGAAACGGAGUCAGAUGAUACCAAAAGCUUGAGAUUUCCAGACUGGUUUUCAACAUCCCCUUCCCACCCCCAGUGAACAAAGACCUACCCCAAAACUGAAAUUGAGGUGUCUGUCAGAACCUUUUGCCGAAAUGAAAUGGGAACUGAUUCAGAAGCUGAAGAAAAUGUUUUACUCCGGUAUGAUGCCAGCAGCUUCCUUCAAAGUAUUGGAGUUUUCAUAAAUGCCAAAGAAGUUUGGGAGAACCAGUACGUCUUAAAUCUGGAAGUAUUAACCUCCGAUUGGCACAAAGAAGAGUGGCUGCUUGAACUGCAGAAAGGGGGCUCUUCUCUUCGUCAGGCUGUGGAAAGCAGAAACCUAGAAAUAUUCCACCAUAAAAGAAUUGUAACUCCUACAGUUUGGGAUGUUGGCAGGUAACUAGAAAAAUCGAGUUGUUUUCCAAGAAGUUGCCUAAGUGGUAUGAUGAACUCUGAGGGGAAGAGAACUGCAGUAUUAGACCGUAGGGCAAAUAACGUUAAUUAAGUUGCCACGUGUGUAGAAAGAAACGAGCAGUGUUUAUCACUUCCCUUAUUAUUACUUCACAGAUCAUAUUCCCCUCACCUCUUUUAAGUAUUUUAUCAGAACAUUGAUGUGAAACGUUUUUUGCAUGACCGUCUUAAGCGUUGUCACUUAUUUCACGUGUCAGAGCAGAUAAAGAGGGUGAAAUAAGAGCUGCUUUUUGGCUGGGAGGGGUAUGUUACACGGCAGUGUUAGUGACUUGGAGCCUGUAAAUAACUCUGGAGCUGUGAGCAGCACAGACCCUGCUUACAGAAAGUAACUUUUUUGCUUCUCUUUGGAGUGAAAGCACUUGUCUAAUUCUUGCAUAUAAUUAAUGCCAAGCAAAACAACCGAAUGUGUUUGAGGAGCAUGCAGAAAACAUCAACUGAAAUGUGUUAUGGGUGUAAAUCUACAGAAGUACAAAUACUGGUUAUUUUCACUUUAUAAUUCUGGCUAAUUGUUUGUAUAUUCAGAAUAACUUAAACACUGAAUAAAUAAGCCUAGUAUUUUGCAUGAUUACAUAGCUUUGAUAAUUUGUUUAUUCUUAUGUUAUUAGUCUCUUGGAAAAGGAAUAUAAGCAACAAUGUUAAUGUUUUAUUAAAAUUUGAGUAAGAGUUUGGAA
Molecule: messenger RNA, 2255 nt
Organism: Calidris pugnax (ruff)
Lineage: Eukaryota; Metazoa; Chordata; Aves; Charadriiformes; Scolopacidae
Gene: FAM8A1
Product: family with sequence similarity 8 member A1
Exons: 5
Coding region: 25-1116 (363 amino acids)
Source: RefSeq, a predicted model, not a curated record